Messenger RNA from Vavraia culicis subsp. floridensis, 1266 nucleotides. RefSeq lists its product as uncharacterized. The coding region runs from base 1 to 1041 and encodes 346 amino acids. The record is from RefSeq and is a predicted model, not a curated record. Lineage: Eukaryota; Fungi; Microsporidia; Pleistophoridae. The transcript has a single exon.
AUGAAGGGGUUUGAGAGCCGGAUAAAGACGCUUGAGGAGUGUAUGAGAGAGGUGGAGGAGAGACAGAGGAGCGUGUUCCGCAACGGUAACGAUGACGGGGGUGCAGAUCAUAAGAAUGAGAGCGGUAUGGAUUGUGGCAGCAGAACGGGCUGCAAGCGCAAUGACUUGGAAUGCAACAACCAUAGCAGUGCUACGCCCGCUCCUGCCGAUGUAGCAUCGUACAACACAUUCAACAACAUCACCAGUUCUAACGCUCAGCUGCUCACCAAUCUUUCGAUCCUGUUUCCCAACAAAGACAGACACGCGAUCGCAAACGUAAUAAGCACGCACGAUACGUUCGAUGCAAUGAUAAACACGCUGAGCAGGGACAGCACGGUGAAGUUGACGUGUAAAGAUGUGUGUGAUGAUUUAAUACAGCAGGAUAUACAGCGUAAAAUGUGUUGGACGAUAGCUAAGGAAUGUAGCGGUGGGAAGAGGGGAGAAGCGAACUAUUCUGGAGUGCUCGGACAUGCUGGCAGUACGGAUGGUGCAAAGAACGGGGUCUUGAACUAUCCGGAGGUGUUUAACGCCGCCACACCGGUAAAUUUACGUGAUAAAACUGAUCCGCAUUCUACAUCCGAACAGCGCGUAGAACAGCUGCGCAGCUUAGCUCAGCACUACCGCACCUUGUACACGUCUACCAAGCAGUUAUCGGUGACUCACAAGAGAAACAAACCGCUCAACAAUUACUACGUUGACAAGGCUGAGCAGUACAAGCAAAACAGUGAGCACGUGAACAGACAAGCAGUGAUACAGCUGAUGAAAGACAAGAUAAGUGAUAAUAGGAUAGACUUGCACGGCUUGUACGUGUGGGAGGGAUUGAUGGUGCUCAGUGAUUACGUGCGCACGUAUAAGUUCAAGAGAUUUUAUGUGUGUGUGGGAAGAAAGGAGAAGAGCUUGAGGAUGAGGCCCGAGGUGAUGGAAUACUUGGCGAGAGAAGGGUUUGCGGUGGAGAGUGAAGGAGCAUGGCUGCGUGUUACCAAGGAGAGACACGGAUCAUAGAAGAGACUGUUCUUGUGGACAUAUCUGGAUUGGUGAGAGGAAAGAUUCUUAUAGAUGAGCAAAGAAUGAUGGCAGAGCUCGUUAAACACAUUUUUUAAAAAACAUCAUUUAUUGAUUUUUAUACGUUGCACCGAUCAGAUAAACACACUUUUCAGAUUUACCGGGUACGACUACGGCCUGAGGUUCGUUGAAGCGAUCAGUGCAUCAACUUGCACAACAAUCUAG